This is a messenger RNA of Penaeus monodon (black tiger shrimp), 1515 nucleotides long. Its product is annotated as splicing factor 3A subunit 1-like. Gene Ontology annotation, cellular component: U2-type prespliceosome; U2 snRNP; catalytic step 2 spliceosome. Gene Ontology annotation, molecular function: RNA binding. Lineage: Eukaryota; Metazoa; Arthropoda; Malacostraca; Decapoda; Penaeidae. Gene Ontology annotation, biological process: regulation of alternative mRNA splicing, via spliceosome; mRNA cis splicing, via spliceosome. The record is from RefSeq and is a predicted model, not a curated record.
CAGUGGAGGGAGACUCUACUGAUCAGCUGGUCGAAAUGGCUGACAAGGAGACAAAUACCGAGUGCAUGUUUAUGCCUCUGUCAGCCAGCUUAGCAGGGUCGCGUUCCUCCCUCGCACCUCCCAGGGUCGAGGGCGCGGAACCCAAGCCUGGGAUCCCAGUCAUCAAAAGGUCACAGACUUUUACCCCAUCUGCCGCUGUAGGCAAGAGCAACUACGUAUGUAGGCUGAACCGCAGUGACAGUGACAGCUGUGUGCCAUCAUAUAGACGGGCACCAUUCCAGCGUGGCACAGCAGAGCGAAGAUCAUUGAGGUGGAAAGGGCGACUGAGUGGAUCGUUGAGAUUGUCAUCAAGGUCCCCAGGAUCAUCAGGCAUGAAGGGUGGCCGUACCUCGCUGGACUUGGAGUUAGAUCUGGCGGCGCAGCAGCGGCGUUUACAACAACUGCAUGAGGAACUCGAAGGAUUGCGCAGCCUCAAGUCACAGUUAGAAGGAGUCAAGAGCUCUCCUGAACCUCCAUCCUGGCUUGUGGAUCAGAACAACAUGACCAGUGUCCUCACACAGGCAACAAAGGGUGGUGGCGUCAAGUCUCCUGAGGACAGAAGGAUGGAAAAGAUGCUAAGAAAAACAUCAAGAGAGAUUCACAAGCUACGUAAUUCAAAAACACCAAGAGGGCAGCCUGAUGUCGUUUCCUUUAAGGAAAAGAUGGCAUUCUUCUUGAAGUCAAGUCCCACCAUUCCUCCAUUGACUGUUGAUUCAGACAGUGAAGUUUCAUCACCUACUGAACCUCUCAGUCCAGCACUUCCCACCGGAGGACCCACGUUACCACCUUACUCAUCUGUAACAUCAGAACACAAAAAUUCAUCACAAGUUUCAACACCUAUCACACACUCACAGACUUUAAACUCAGACGAACAAUCUCCUGACCAUAGUUCCCAAAAAUCACCCCGCACUUCAUCACCCUCAUCCCCAGUCCCAACGCCCACCAACACACCUCUAACUGGCCCAGCCUCUCCAUUGGUCAGGCAACUGACUGCCAGGCAUUCUAGUACUGGAGCCAUUCCCAAGGUGUUCCGUCCUGAUGUACUCUUCAGCUCAGAAGACCAAGGAGUGGAGGUCUGAUCUGCUAUUAGGAAGUUAGAUAACAUUCUCAUGUUUUAAUAUAUUCAUUUUCACAACUGUAUUCGUCCAGUGCCUACAGGCUCGUUUUUAUUUAUUAAGGAGACCCUGAAGGACAGUAUUACGAGGAAAUACUAAAGACUGGUGUUCGAGUUGGUGAUUUUUUAUUCCAUGGCUCGAGUAGUUUGACGCAGGACUGCGAAAUUGUUUUAUAUUAUAUUAACUUCGGGGUUCUCAUCUUUUUUAUGAAGAGGCUUCCAUGGCCCUGUGGUACUGGAUGAACUUGUAUCUCAUACUCACCUGACAGUAAGAAUCCUUUGAGACAGGAAUGAACUCAGUCCAAAGGGUUCUUCACAAUUUUUUAUGCUGAUAAAAGCCACUAAAGAUCUUUGAAUGGCAU